Messenger RNA from Anopheles gambiae (African malaria mosquito), 483 nucleotides. RefSeq names its product histone H4. The record is from RefSeq and is a predicted model, not a curated record. Bases 48 to 359 code for a protein of 103 amino acids. The transcript has a single exon. Gene Ontology annotation, molecular function: DNA binding; protein heterodimerization activity; structural constituent of chromatin. Gene Ontology annotation, biological process: nucleosome assembly. NCBI's taxonomy places the organism in Eukaryota, Metazoa, Arthropoda, Insecta, Diptera, Culicidae. Gene Ontology annotation, cellular component: nucleosome.
GUCAAUUUGAAGUGUGAACAUCGUGAACGUACAAUCCUGUGCUCAUCAUGACUGGAAGAGGAAAGGGAGGAAAAGGUCUGGGUAAAGGAGGAGCCAAGCGUCACCGAAAAGUGCUGCGGGAUAACAUCCAGGGCAUUACCAAGCCCGCCAUCCGCCGUUUGGCUCGGCGCGGAGGAGUGAAACGUAUCUCCGGUCUCAUCUACGAGGAAACCCGUGGCGUCCUGAAAGUAUUUCUGGAGAAUGUGAUUCGUGAUGCGGUCACUUACACUGAACACGCCAAGCGUAAGACCGUCACCGCUAUGGAUGUGGUGUAUGCUCUGAAGCGUCAGGGCCGCACUCUGUACGGUUUUGGAGGCUAAAUUUAUCUCUAUAAAACUUCCAUGUGGAGUCUCAAAUCAAACGGUCCUUUUCAGGACCACAAUACAUUACUCAAGAGCUGUGUCUUUCGCAACAUUAAAAUGUUUUAUUUGAGAGAAAAAAUGU